AUGAAUACUUUCACAGCCACAUCAGUUCCAAUCGUUGCGAUUAGCAUUUUGCUCAUUGCAUCCAGCGUUCAAAGUACUGAACAACAAGACUACUUAAACACUCACAACGCCGCACGUUCGCAGGUCGGAGUACCGAACCUUGUAUGGGACGCAACGGUCGCGAGCUACGCACUGAACUACGCAAACGCUAGAAAAUCUGACUGCAACCUCGUGCACUCGACAGGACCAUAUGGAGAAAACCUAGCCAAGGGAAGUAGCAGCACGUUCUCGGCCAUAUCGGCCGUGAAUCUUUGGGUCGCUGAGAAACCUUACUACAACUACACUACCAAUUCUUGUACAGGUGGCAAACAAUGCUUGCAUUACACGCAAGUGGUAUGGAGAGAGUCAGUGAAGUUAGGGUGCGCUAGGGUUCAGUGCACCAAUGGUUGGUGGUUCGUGACAUGUAACUAUGACACACCCGGCAAUUACAUCGGAGAAUACCCUUACUAA
This is a messenger RNA of Eruca vesicaria subsp. sativa (arugula), 489 nucleotides long. The record is from the annotation of a GenBank genome assembly. Lineage: Eukaryota; Viridiplantae; Streptophyta; Magnoliopsida; Brassicales; Brassicaceae.